AUGUUAUUCUAUAACGAGAACAACGGAUACAUUGAUGGCGUGUUGCGUGGAUUCUUUUCCGGUAUCUUGACGACAACCCAAUACAUGAAUCUUACUCAAUGUGAGACACUGGAGGAUCUACGUUUGCAACUUGGCGCUACAGAUUACGGCAACCUAUUACAAAAUGAGCCUUCACCUAUCGCGACAUCGACGUUUGCGGAUCGCUUGACGGAUCGGCUGGUGGAUGAAUUCAACUACAUUCGUGACAAUGCAGUAGCACCACUCUCCAAGUUUUUAGACUAUAUUACGCAAUACAUGAUUGAUAACGUGAUCUUGCUCAUUACCGGUACGCUGCACGAACGCAAUACGCAAGAAUUAUUAGCCCGAUGCCAUCCUUUGGGUCGAUUUGAUGCAAUGCCGGCACUAUGUGUGGCAACAACGGUCGCUGAAUUAUACAAUACCGUGUUGGUGGAAACGCCUCUUGCGCCCUAUGUUGCCAACUGUCUCAGUGCUCAAGAUUUGGAUGAACUCAACAUUGAAAUCAUUCGCAACACUUUAUACAAGGCCUACUUGGAAGACUUUUAUGAUUAUUGUCAGGAAUUGGGAGGAGCAACAGCUGAAGUGAUGGGAGACAUCCUGCAGUUUGAAGCGGAUCGACGCUCCAUCAAUAUUACCAUCAAUUCAUUUGGCACCGAAUUACCAAAACAUGAACGCAGGAAUCUGUUUCCCACCAUUGGUCGACUUUAUCCAGAAGGCAAUGCACGAUUGGCAGCAGCGGAUGAAUAUGAGCAAGUAAAAGCAGCAUGUGAAGUAUUCCAGGAAUAUCGUGAUUUCUUUGAUACUGCAACUGGUGACAAGACCGUGGAAGACAAGUUUUUCGAGCAUGAAGUUUUCUUGAAUCGAUUGGCAUUUCAACAGCAAUUCAAUUACGGCAUCUUUUAUGCAUACGUCAAGCUGAGAGAGCAAGAGAUUAGGAAUAUCGUAUGGAUCGCUGAAUGCAUUUCGCAAAAUCAAAAGGAGAGGAUCAACAAUUAUAUACACAUAUUGUAG
Molecule: messenger RNA, 1029 nt
Organism: Lichtheimia ornata
Lineage: Eukaryota; Fungi; Mucoromycota; Mucoromycetes; Mucorales; Lichtheimiaceae
Exons: 5
Coding region: 1-1029 (342 amino acids)
Biological process (GO): vacuolar transport; vacuolar acidification; proton transmembrane transport
Cellular component (GO): proton-transporting V-type ATPase, V0 domain; fungal-type vacuole membrane; vacuolar proton-transporting V-type ATPase complex
Molecular function (GO): proton-transporting ATPase activity, rotational mechanism
Source: RefSeq, a predicted model, not a curated record